Molecule: messenger RNA, 915 nt
Organism: Penicillium riverlandense
Lineage: Eukaryota; Fungi; Ascomycota; Eurotiomycetes; Eurotiales; Aspergillaceae
Product: translation initiation/elongation factor MRX8
Exons: 2
Coding region: 1-915 (304 amino acids)
Cellular component (GO): mitochondrion
Molecular function (GO): GTP binding
Source: RefSeq, a predicted model, not a curated record
AUGACCAGCAUGCUCCUCUCCAGAGCUGCUGCAGCUACAACUCGAUUAUCUAUCUCCACAAGGGCCCUAUCCUCAUCCUCAUCCUCGCUCCCAACAUCCACACCACCAGCAUCCAACACGCGCGAACUCCAAGACCUCACCCCAACAGACCAAUGCUACUACUGGGACACCCUACCGCCACAACCGACCCAACUCGCCUUCGCCGACAAGGUCUUCACACCAUCCCGCCACUCGCCGAUCAAGCUAUGGUCCGCCAGCAAAUUCCGCACCACGCCGCUCUCCUCGCUGGAGCCCGAAGUGGCCUUUCUGGGGCGGUCGAACGUUGGCAAGAGCUCCUUGCUGAACGCAAUAAUGGGCCAGGAAAUCUGCUGGACAUCUUCGAGACCCGGGCGAACGCGAGAAAUGAAUGCCUUUGGUAUUGGGGGCACGAAGGGCGGAGAGCAUAAGGUUGUCCUUUUGGAUAUGCCUGGUUAUGGGAAGGCGAGUCGCUCGGAAUGGGGCGCGGAGAUUAUGAAGUACCUCCAGGGUCGGAAGCAACUCCGUCGAGCGUUUCUGCUUAUAGACAGCGAACACGGCAUCAAGCAAACCGACGCAGAUAUCCUGGGUCUCUUCCGGCGGUAUGCCAUUCCGCACCAGAUCAUUGUGUCCAAGGUAGACAAGGUCCUAUCGAAGAAGAAGAAACUCAAGUUUGGUGUGUCGACUGCUGGCAUUGAGCGGCUGCAGAGCAUGCUCCGUGAUCUCAGGCCUGUUGUCCAGCCGGAUUUCAGCGUCUCCGAGGGACCCGGUGCCCUCGGUGAGAUUAUCACCGCUGGCGCUGAGACUUUGACUAGCACGGGUCAGGCGCUGGGUGUUAAUGCCGUUCGCUGGGCGAUUUUGUCGGCGGCAGGGAUUGGGGAGGAUAUAGUGGCCAAGUGA